UUUGGCCCAGAGGACAAAGUUUAUCUCUUUUCCGAGUUUCAGCCUUAGCAGAUCUCUCCAUGGCUCCUGCCCCGAAUUUGAAGUCCGCAGACUUCUACGAGGUGCUGGGCGUGGCCCGCGACGCCUCCGACGCGCAGAUCACCAAGGCCUACCGCAAGCUGGCACAGAAGCAUCAUCCCGACAAGAACCUGGCCAGGAAGGAGCAGGCGGAGGAGGAGUUCAAGUGCAUCGCCGAGGCCUACGACGUGCUCCACGACCCGGAGAAGCGCAAGCUCUACGACCGCUUCGGCAAGGAGGGCUUGCAGGGUGGUGUGCCAGAGGCGGGCGCUGCUGGUAUGUCUCCAGACCAGACAAACAUGUUCGCCAACCUCUUUGGCGGCCACGGCGGCCAUGGACACGGCGGCACCCGGGUGAUCUUCACUGGGCCGGACGGAAUGAGCAUGGAUGCUGAUGGCAUUGACCUCUCGGACAUCUUUAUGUCCAUGGGCAUGGGCGGCAUGGGCGGCAUGGGCGGCAUGGGCGGCAUGGGCGGCAUGGGCGGCAUGGGCGGCAUGGGCGGCAACAUGGGUAUGGGCGGUAUGGGCUUCCCCAUGGGUGGAUCCCGCAGCCGAUCCUCCCACAGAGACAGCUGCGCCAUUCGCAGCGGCACGGAGGUGGUGGUCCAUGGGCUGAACAAGGCCAAGGAGCACAACGGCAAGCGGGGCCACGUGCGCAGCUUCGAUGGCCAUCGGGGCAGGUAUGAAGUCCAGCUGGAGGAUGGCAACGUCGUCCAUGCCCGUGUGGAGAACCUCACUCAGAACUGCGUGGUGCAGGUGCAUGGCCUGACCAGCAAGCCAGAGCUCAAUGGCCAGGCGGGCCAGAUCGCGGGCUUCGACGGCGCCAGCGGCCGCUAUGUGGUCCUAGUGCAGGCCUCCAGCCCCACCGUGGUGUCCCUGCAGCCAGGGAACUGCAUCCUGAGGC
Effrenium voratum is the source of this 960-nucleotide messenger RNA. The record is from the annotation of a GenBank genome assembly. NCBI's taxonomy places the organism in Eukaryota, Dinophyceae, Suessiales, Symbiodiniaceae.